Molecule: messenger RNA, 917 nt
Organism: Cydia strobilella
Lineage: Eukaryota; Metazoa; Arthropoda; Insecta; Lepidoptera; Tortricidae
Exons: 2
Coding region: 34-354 (106 amino acids)
Source: RefSeq, a predicted model, not a curated record
CGCAUCAAAAAAUAGUACCUAGUGUAAACAACAAUGACGAAGCAUAUAGUAUUGUUGUUUGUGUCAACCCUUGUCUUCACAAGCGCUAGGCAUUUACAUCCCCAUGGAGAUACCCAUGAAAGACAUCAAGAUGUAGAAGAGCUAUGUGAGCAUGGGGCUGAGAAAGCUUUAAAAACUGCGCCGAUCAGGGAAGAAUACAUUAAUGUGGAGGCAAUAGAGGAAAUUUCACGCAACAUUAAACCGAAUCGCUUCGUGCCACUAAACAACCCGAUCUUCUUUAUGGGUCAAAUGCCUUGUCCCGAGGAGGGCUUCAAGCGGGACUAUUUGGGUAUCUGCAGGGAAGUCUGGGACUAGUCGGAUAAGGAUUUUCUUAGUUUGUCCACCGAAAAUGUCAAAGACUAACGGCCGAAUUAACAUUGGACCCGGCACCAUGUAUGCUUUCAAUCUCUUGGGCAUUGUUUUAGUCAUCUUCAAAUGCUGGUGCGAAUUUUUUAGAAACAAUGAUAAAUUCAUGCUCAGUGGUUUGAUCUACUCUGAAUAUAAGUUGCUUUAUAUUAAUGUGAUACUAGUUAUAAGAUUUAGUUUAUAGAGUCUUGUUCGUGUAUCAUGGACACGGCAAAUACCUAUCAGAUAAGUUGUAAGUAGUGUAGUACAAUAAAUCUGCCACAUAACUGGAAACGUAUUUACGAAAGUUUGCUACAACGGUUGACAUAACAACAAACAUUCAUAAAGCGCUUCAGUUCAGCGGCACACCUAGACUUUGAUUUUAGAUAAGAUAUCCUACAAAGGUCAAAACUACUUUAUCACUUCUUGUAGAGAUAAAUAUUUAUCAAGUGCAGUGGAAUAUUUUAUAGUUCCUCCAUGAUUGUAAAAAGUGCUUACUGAUUAUAAUAAUAAAUAUGAUCGUGCAACACAAA